This is a messenger RNA of Fusarium redolens, 1581 nucleotides long. RefSeq lists its product as uncharacterized. The transcript has a single exon. The coding region runs from base 1 to 1581 and encodes 526 amino acids. NCBI's taxonomy places the organism in Eukaryota, Fungi, Ascomycota, Sordariomycetes, Hypocreales, Nectriaceae. The record is from RefSeq and is a predicted model, not a curated record.
AUGACCGCCAUCAACAUAUCAGUCGUCGAAUCCCACCGCAUCAACAUUGCUACUUCUCACGAACAAGCCAUUCCUUUGUCUCUGCUCGACAGCACAACAGCCAACUUCUCCAACGCCAGCGCCAUAUGGCUCUUUCAAAAACCUACUCGCGAUGACUUCAACCACACCUAUCACUUACGUGAAUCUCUAGCCCGGACUCUUCGGUUCUAUCCGCAAUUGGGCGGUCAUCUGAAGGCUGUCAAAUCGACAGAUGGCAGCGUUCCACCUCAAGCAAAGUCGUUUCCGUCUCAUGCGCGACGGUUCGGGCGCCUUUACGUACACUAUGGAACCGGAAACGAUCCUGGAGUGGAGUUUUUUCAUAGCAAAUGCGAUGCUACGCUGGAAUCUUUAUAUCCCGCAGAUAGGAUUUCGAAGCAGCCUUUCUGGAAGUGCGACUCCAGUAUCUUUCAGAAGUUCAUGGCCCCUGUCACGAUUGCUCAUCCACUGAAGGAUGUCGUGGAGGAUGAAAAUGGGCAAUUAUAUCCUCUUCUUGCCAUCCAAAUCACCGAGUUGUCUUGUGGCGGCUUUGUUCUCGCCAUCAAUGGAGCGCAUCCUCUCGCAGACGCCACGACUCUUCUCGCUUUUCUCAAACAUUGGGCGCACGAGAGCCGCGAGGGUUUUGGAAAGACUCUGCCUAGCUCAGUACCUGUCUUUAACCCUCUCCUCAUCGACAACCGAGCCGCCGGAGACCUCGAUGCCGACGAAUCAGACUUGGAUAUCAUAAAACAAGCAAGAAGUUUGCCUAUGCACCGGUUUGACUGGUGGGAUCCAGACUCAGCGCCUCCUUGGCCGUUCAAGAUCCCUUCGCCUUUCGACAAACAGGACCUUGAGCUUGUAGGCAAGCCAAUGCCAUGGACUGAGUGGAAUGUUGCCGAGCCUGUUUCGAACUACGUGGUUCAUUUAAGCCAAAAACAAAUUAUAUAUCUCUGGAACAAAGUCAACGAGAACUCACUACAGAAGUUGAGUCAACACGAUUCAAUUCUGGCUCAUGUUUGGUCCUGCAUCGCUCGCGCUCGUGGUCUCGAAAACGACAGCGAUCCAAUUCACUGCGAUCUAGUCUACGGCGUACGCCCGUGCUUUCAACUAAAAGAUAACUUCCUCGGAUCACCAGUCGUAAUGAUGAACAUUGAACUCCCGGCCUCCGAAGUUGUCAGCCCAUCCAACAUAACUACAGUAGCAACUCGGGUCCGAAAUACACUCAAGACGAUCACUGACCCCUCUAACAUGGCUGCUCAUCUACACAGUCUUGCUUUCGAAAAGUCUCCUCAACGAAUAUGGCAAGCAUUCUUGGGAAGGCGACAUAUCUUGGUAACAACCUGGGCACGUGCAGGGAUAUACGAUAUUGACUUUGGAUUUGGAUCUACGUGUCACUAUGCUGAGGGUGUAGUUCCGGAAAUGGAUGGAAAUGUACUGAUCAAAGAAGCACCGGGUCCUCCUGAGAGGUAUUGGACUGACAAUGGGGUUGAUAUUUCUAUUCAUGUCAGGACGGAAGAUAUGGAGCGACUUAUCAGGGAUCCGCUACUGUUUCCUGUUGAUGCUUAA